Messenger RNA from Paramecium tetraurelia, 1146 nucleotides. RefSeq lists its product as uncharacterized. The record is from RefSeq and is a predicted model, not a curated record. Gene Ontology annotation, molecular function: protein binding. The transcript is spliced from 10 exons. NCBI's taxonomy places the organism in Eukaryota, Ciliophora, Oligohymenophorea, Peniculida, Parameciidae.
AUGAUAAAGCCAUUCAGAGAGAUCCUACUAACUCAACUUAUUACAAUGAAAAAUGUAUAAAUUAAGAUAACAUAUUAUGUAGCAAUUGCCUUAAAAAAAGUAAAUCGUUUUCAUGAAGCACUAAAAUAUAACAAUUAUGCUAUCCAAAAAGAUCCUGAAAAUCCAGAUUAUUACAACAACAAAGCAAACACAUUAAUUGACUUAGAUAGGCCUCAUGAGGCGUUAACAUUUUUUGAUUAUGCUAUAAAAAAAAAUCCGUAAAAUGCUGGAUACUAUUAUAACAAAGCAAUUACUCUACAUGAAAUGAGUCGUCUAUGGGAGGCAUUAGAAUAUUAUGAUUUGGCAAUUUCGAAAGAUCAUAAUAAUGCAGAUUAUUACAAUAAUAAAGCAAGUGUUCUACAUGAAUUGAAUCGUUUAGACGAAGCAUUAAAAUGUUAUGAUUAAGCAAUAAAAAUAAAUCCAAAAUAUGCGGAUUAUUAUAACAAUAAAGCAAACACCUUAGCCUAAUUAAAAAGAUUUGAAGAAGCAUAAAAUCAUUAUGACAAAGCUCUUUCAAUUGAUCCCGAAAAUUCAGAAUAUUAUAAUAAUAAAGGUAUAACAGUUAUAAAUUAAUAAGCAAAUACUUUAUUUGAAUGCAAAGAGUAUGAAUAGGCAUUAAAAAAUGUGGUUGCUGCUAUUUAGAGAAAUCCAGAGAAAGAAAUAUAUUUUAAAGUUUAAGCAAACACUUUACAAAAAAUGAAUAGGUUUGAGGAAUCAUUAGAACAGUCUGAAUGCGCUAUUUAAAAAAAUCCAUAAAAUGGUGAUAAUUAUAGAUAAAAAGGAUUUGCAUUACAUUUAUUGAAUCGUUAUUAAGAAGCAUUAGAAUAUUAUGAUUAAGGAAUUGAAAAAAAUCCUGAAAACUCGGAGUAGUAUUAUUACAAAGCUUUCACUUUAUGUCAAAUGAACCGUUAUGAAGAGGCAUUAGAAAAUUGUGAUUAUUCUAUUUAAAAAAACCCUGAAUUUUAUGACCAUUAUUACAUUAAAGCAAGUAUUUAGCCCAUUUAAACCAACUUGAAAAAGCAUUAGAGCAUUUUGAUUUAGCUAUCAAAAUAAAUCCUUAACAUCCCGAUUUAUAUUAUUGUAAAGCUAUGGCUUUAUUUAAAUUGA